This is a messenger RNA of Bufo gargarizans (Asiatic toad), 1183 nucleotides long. RefSeq names its product synaptic defective enhancer 1-like. The transcript has 4 exons. The record is from RefSeq and is a predicted model, not a curated record. Lineage: Eukaryota; Metazoa; Chordata; Amphibia; Anura; Bufonidae. The coding region runs from base 5 to 1183 and encodes 392 amino acids.
GUGGAUGGAGAUUUGCGGCAAAAUGCUGACGGAUUGGGACGACCUCAGUGAAGGCAAACAGGAAGAUUGCAAGACGGCAGUUAUGGUGCGAUGGCGCUCAAUAAGGGACCGCUAUAAGAAAGACUAUAAUGAGGAGGUCAAUCGCCCGAGUGGGUCUGGCGGAACCCGCCGGCAGCCGUACCGCUAUGCGGCUGCCCUAGGGUUCCUACGUAGAACCCUAGAGCUGCGAAGAACAACUAGCAGUACUCGGGCGCCAGAACCUCCUUCUGAAAGUCAACAAGAGGCGGUCCCUGCUGAGCUGCCACCCGCGGAUCCCUCUCCACCUCGUCCAGCACCUGGUCAGGACCCAAAUCGUCCUCUACUGGUGCCCUCUGGUGACGCAACAAUGGCCGUUAUGGCGCCACUUUUUGAGGCGUUGAUGCGUCGCCAGAGGGCCGGUAGAAGCCGCCAAGCUGAUUAUGAAGACCUCACAAGGCUCUUGUAUGAGACCUUGUGUGGUUACAGCAAUAGGAUUGUAGCCAUCGAGGCCGAGCUGAGAAGUCUGCGGGAGUGUGUGGCGCAGUUUUCUCAGCCGGGCCCGCUACAAACCUAUUGGCCGUCAAUUAUUCAGCUGGUGGCGGACUUCACGCCCGACCAGGUGUUGGAGUUCAGACGUAGGGUGGAGGAUGCGGUGUGGGAUUUGAGACACCGCACAACUCCUGUUCCCCAACCACCAACCUAUCCCCCCUCCCAUUCCUAUCCCCCCUCCCAUUCCUAUCCCCCCUCCCAUUCCUAUCCCCCCUCCCAUUCCUAUCCCCCACCACAACCUCCUCACCCCUUCCAACCUCCUCACCCUUCCAACCUCCUCACCCCUUCCAACCUCCGCAAACUCCAACCCGUCCACCUCAACCACCUCCCCAUUCUACAACCCCCGAGCCUUUUCACCACUCUUCUUUCUCUCCUCAAAACUACUUCCAACAAGCAACUUUCACCACUCCUUCUUCGCUGGCUCGGACAACUCCUUCACCCAAUCCCCCAUCCCGUUUGCAUACUCCCUCUGUCUCUCCUCCCACAUCACACAUUUCAGUCUCCACCAGAACAUACGAAGGUGGAGAGGGAUCAAGCCGUGCACUGCCUUCCACCCCCCAACCUCCUCCUACAAUUCCUCAAUACCAGGAUUUUUUUAUUUUGUAAAAUUCAGUAA